Paramecium primaurelia is the source of this 777-nucleotide messenger RNA. Lineage: Eukaryota; Ciliophora; Oligohymenophorea; Peniculida; Parameciidae. The record is from the annotation of a GenBank genome assembly.
AUGCAUUAAUUCUUUACCUAAAAUAGAAUAUUGGCUUAAAUAACUAAUGUAACAUUUUUAUAUCAUUUAUGCUAUUUGGUUUUGGCAGCUCUAUCAUUUUUGGCAUCACCAUUUAUUUCCUUAUUACUUUUUGACAUAGUUCCAAGAGUGAAAGUAAAUAAAUUAAUUAAUUUUAGGGUUUAAAAAAAGUAUUAGAAUCUGUUUUUGUAAAUAUUGGCAAAAUAAUUCUCAUAUUUUAUUUAGCAUUGAUAGUAAUUCAUUGUUAUGCUUUCUUGGCAUUUUUAAUAGAGGAUAUAUCAGUAUUCCAAGAAGAUUAAAGUUUGGAACUUCCAUUCAUUACUAUUUUCCUAAGAUUUUUUGGGAAUGGAUUUAGAUUAUAGAAUGCUUUUAGUUAAACUGAUGUGUAUCCUGAUUAAUAAUGGGGUAAUUAUAUAUUUUUGGUAACUUUUUUUUUGGUUGUUUUUAUUAUUUGUUUUGCUUUAAUAAUAAGCAUUAUUACAGGACAAUAUUCUCAUAAAAAUCUAUUAUCUAAAAAUUAAAAGAAUAAAUCUUGUAAAAUUUGUAAUAUAUCAUAUUAUUAAUGUCGAGAAAAGUAUAAAAAAAAUAAUAUUUUUUAGAAAUAUAAGUUGGCAAGAACAUAUAGAAAAGGUGCAUAAAUUAUCAGCAUAUUUAUUUUUUAUAAUAUGUUUGUAAUAGAAAUAGGAAUUAAAUUAUGUUGAAAGAGAAAUUGCCAAAAAAUUACUCGAAAAAGAUAUGUCUUGGUUACCCACAAUUUGA